This is a messenger RNA of Electrophorus electricus (electric eel), 2122 nucleotides long. Lineage: Eukaryota; Metazoa; Chordata; Actinopteri; Gymnotiformes; Gymnotidae. The record is from RefSeq and is a predicted model, not a curated record.
AUGCCGUCCUCCACCAUGCAGAUGCUCGCCUUCAUCCUGGCGCUCCUCGGCGUGCUGGGCGCCACGGUAGCCACGCUGCUACCCAACUGGAAGGUGAGCGCCGAUGUGGGCUCCAACAUUAUGACGGCAAUCUCGCAGAUGCAAGGGCUGUGGAUGGACUGCACCUGGUACAGCACGGGCGUGUUCAGCUGCACCUUCAAGUACUCCGUGCUGGCACUGCCCGCCUACCUGCAGACUGCCCGCACCACCAUGGUGCUUGCCUGCAUGACUGCGACGCUCGGACUCUGCCUGGCUGCCCUGGGGCUUAAAUGCACACACUGGGGAGGCAGUCAUCGGUCCAAAGGACACACAGCGAUUGCAGCUGGGGCUUGCUUCGUCAUCGCUGGGGUCCUGUGCCUCGUGCCUGCAUCCUGGUUCACCAAUGAGGUCAUCACUACUUUCCUGGAUGCCAGAGUGCCCCAGAGCAGCAAAUACGAGCCAGGAGGAGCCGUGUAUGUGGCAUUCAUAUCAGCGGGGUUCUUCCUGGCUGGAGGUGUGAUCUUCUGCCUGUCGUGUCCCAGAAGAAGUCAUGGUCCACUGGACUCCGGCUCAUCCCACCCCGACAAGCCGCUCAGGCAACAGCCGCAGCCGCAGCAGGAGCGGACGACGGACGACCGGCACAAGAAGGAACGUCGCGAGCAACACAGCCAGACGGAGUCACCAGACCAGGAGCAGCAGCACAAAGAGAAGCCGUACGACAAGGAGCUUCAGGCGGACGGACAACAGCUGGAGCAGCCCGUGACCGAAAAAAAGCCCCAUCUAGAGCCGGGGGGUCAGUAUCGCUCACCAUACCGCUCCCCAUCCCGGAACCGACCUCAGGACAUAAAGGCUGUCUACAGCCUACAGGACUAUGUUUAAAACCCAGAACUGGCUCAGGGAAUGAGGCUUCGGAGGACAUUGCACUGCAGAGGGCACGCUGCCUCCCUUUGUGAAGGAUACAAAGAGGUGGAGGGAAUAAAAAAUGCGGAUGGUGGCGCGGGUGGAGUGAUAACGCCAUAGAAGUUAUCUCCUUCUCUCAUCGGCUCUUCCGUGAGUUGUAAGCGAAAGCGCAGGAGGCAUUUCCAGAGCCUUGGAUGAGACAAGCCAAGAAUUGCAUAUCCUCAGGCAAACUCGUUGCUGCAACAAGCCUUAAAAGAGGACAGGGAGAUGGCAUUACACUUGAAAUUCAAGAACGCAGCAUGUAUGAAAAGUUCCCAAGAACACUGAAUUUUGUUCACUACGGAGCUGGUACUCACCAAAGGUUUGAACCAAAGUCUGAACGUAGUAGCUAGUUGAAAUCAUUCGGUUGCCAGACAUUUAGCAAGCAAAAUUAAAGAAGCAAAGCAGUUCUAUCAAGUUUUUGCAAAUUUAAGCAAAACCUCUAGUUCAAUCGAAUAUCAUUUAGUGUAUGUUUUCUGUGCAUAGCUUCUUAAUAAUUCAAAAGAAUGCUUGGCUAAAAUAUAUAAACACUCACUAUCUAAGGGUGUUUUACACCAUUUAUAGAUGUCUAGGACAAAAUAAAAUCUGGAAAAAAUGUUCAUGUAGACAACACAGGGCGUCCAGUUCGCAUUUUCCAAAGAGUCAAGUAAUAGGGAGACGUACAGAUCAUCUGAGGCAAUGAUGCUCUCCGCUUUCCCAUUAGGCUUGCUCCGCAUGGGCACACACUGCUCAUUUAUUGCAAGCUAACACAGAUACGUGUAUAAGUGAGAGCACCAAACACACACACACACACACACACACAGACACACACACACAUACACACAAUGGCUUUCUAUCCUUACUUUACACUCUUGCUGCAAGGGGUAAUAGGGUCUUGCACCCAAUCAUCUUUCCCAUGUGUGACCGCCUGUCACUGGUGCAGCAAGCACAGCACAGGCUGUUCUGAAGCCUGCGGGACCUUGUUGUAGCGGGACAUGGCUGUGUCGGGACAUGGCCAUAGCCCAUUCUCUCGUACAGAGCAGGACAGAUAAGACCCGGGUCCGCAGAGAUUCCGGGCUGGUGAACGGGCCACUGAUGGAUGCUGACAGAUUCAUCAAAACCAUUUUGUGGCAAUUGCCAUUAAACGUGGGACAUGCAGAGUAAGAACGUACGUUUAAACAUCACC